UAUGGAACAGGGAAGUGCCACCAGAUGGCCUCCACCGGGAGGAAUCCACAAACCAUAUUGCUAUCCAGUAUAUGUUUUCCUAGGUGUUGUGGCAGUCCAGUAAGGCAUUCCAUUUUCUGGAGGUUCAGCAAAAACAUGUCGCUCGAGCAAACCCCAACAAUGAUGAUAAUGAAAUGGUUCGGAUUCCGCUUCAAAUCCAAUGGGAUGAAGAAUGUCUAGCUGUCCACCUUCUCCAUUGUUGUCUAGUUCCUGUAAGCAGGGCGUAACGCACAUAUCCACGACGAUCAAAGGUAGGCGAGGGAGUAAUUCUUCGGAUGUUCAUCCACUUUAUCAGCAAGCUUGCAGAGGGAAAGGGUUGGAUUUUCUACUCUUUCGAGAUCGACAUCUCUACCAUCUCAGUUUUCAGUGGCAUGUUGACUCCCCCUUCCACCACGAUCCAAUAUGCAUUAUCCAUUCCCCCAUAUAACCCUUCAAGCUCAACAUCGAUAGUUCAACUUUUGGUAAUCCGAGUAAAACGGGUGUGCCCUGGGAUAAUAAAAAAUGAUACAUAUGCGUUGUAGCAGCCUUUGCCAUUCCCCUAGGCCCCACCUCUAACGAAGUUUUAUGUAUGUUGUCCAACUACAGGGCAAAGCUUCAGGUCCGACGCCUAUUGUGAGGCGAACAUAUUGCCCGGCCAAAAACGCGGCAUUCGGGCCCACGCCCUGAUUUUGUAACUCCUUUCAUUUACGGGACCCUGCAAACAUCCUCGCUCUGUAAUACAUUUAUCUGUAACCAGGCCCGCCUCCUCUCACUACCGCUGCUACCUCAACGGCAACAAUGAACACCUCACUUUCUCUCCAUAGCCCAAAACCCACUCUUCUUUCUCUCUCCUCUCUCUAUCACCCAAAAUUCAGGCACCCACACUAUAAAACGCCGUCUCUUUCACCAGCUUUUUCACAGAGGAACCCCACUUUUAAAUGCCACGACACCCACUCUUCCACCUCCAAUUCUCCAUUAUCAAACCCAUUUUCACAGAGUUUUUUUGUCCAAAAUCCCCUAAAAAUACCCUUUCCACUAUCCUCUUUCGACCCCAUAAAGCCGUUUUUGCUAUCCCAGCACCAACCCAUUCUCAAGGGAUGGAUUUUUAGUGUAAUCUCAGUUCUUGCUCUCUCUAGGAUUGUACCUAUGGUUGGAAAGUUCUCAACAAUGAUGCCUUUGAUGAAACUUGGCAGCUUGGUUAGAGAGGGUUCGGCCAUUGCUGCUCUGGUUUUGAUCAGAUUGAUGGCAAAUUAUUGGCAGCAGGCUUUUCUUUGGGAGGCAGCCUUGAAUGCCUCUUAUGAAAUUCGGGUUGAUGUUUUUGAGAGGGUUUUGCAGAGAGAAUUAGGGUUUUUUGAAGGCACCAGUGGGGCUUUUUCGGGAGAUAUUUCGUAUAGGAUCACUGCAGAAGCUUCGGAUAUAGCUGAUACCAUCUACGCUCUUAUAUAUACUAUUGUACCAUAUACCCUGCAAUUAUUUGCUAUGUCUUUCCAGAUGGUGGCGAUUAGCCCUGUUCUUUAUCUAAUUACAUCUUUGGUUAUUCCAUGUAUGUGUCUGGUCAUAGCAUAUCUUGGAGAGAAGCUUCGCAAGAUUUCUAAGAAAGCACAUCAUACUGUCGCCAAACUCUCAUCCUACCUAAAUGAGGUUCUUCCAUCAAUGAUUGUUGUAAAGGCUUACAAUGCUGAGACAUGCGAAAGUUUGCGAUUUCAAAAGCUUGCUCAUGAUGACUUGAGUCAACAUUUGAGGAAAAAAACGAUGAAGGCAUUCAUUCCCCAAGUUAUACAAGUCAUUUAUGUGGGAAUUAUCUUUGUAUUUUGUGUUGGCUCUUUGGUGGUCUCUGGUGGUGCAUUUGAUGGUUCUCAUAUAGUUUCUUUUAUAACCUCCGUGUUUCUGUUGAUCGCGCCAGUUCAGGGUGUUGGGAAAGCCUACAAUGAAUUGAAGCAAGGAGAACCGGCGAUAGAGCGGCUUUUUAAUUUAACAAGUUUGCAAUCUCAGGUAUUUGAGAAACCAGAUGCAAUUACCUUGAACAAUGUCAAAGGCGAUGUAAAAUUUUGUGAUGUUAGCUUUCAGUACGGGGACAAAGUGACACCCGUGCUCAAUGGUUUAAAUCUCCAUAUUAAGCCAGGAGAGACAAUUGCACUUAUUGGACCUUCAGGGGGUGGAAAGACAACUAUUGCAAAAUUGCUUUUACGUUUUUAUGAUCCUAUCUGUGGACAAAUACUCAUUGACAACCAAGACAUUCAGGAUAUUCGUUUGGAAAGUCUAAGGCGACAUGUAGCUCUAGUUCCACAGGAUAUAAUGCUUUUUUCAGGGACAGUGGCUGAAAAUAUUGGCUACAGAGAUUUAAUGGGGGAGAUUAACAUGGAGGAGGUGGAGCACGCAGCAAGGGUUGCAAAUGCAGAUGAGUUCAUUAAAAAACUAACCCAAGGUUACCAAACAAAUAUUGGACCACGGGGUUCAAUUCUAAGUGGGGGCCAGAAGCAAAGGCUGGCUAUUGCCAGAACAAUAUAUCAGAAUUCGUCCAUACUGAUCUUGGAUGAGGCCACCUCAGCUUUAGAUAGCAGGUCAGAGCUAUUGGUGAGGCAAGCUGUAAAGCGUUUGAUGGAUAAUCACACAGUACUGAUUAUUGCACACCGACUGGAAACUAUUCUAAUGGCCGAUCGAAUCGUCUCCUUGGAUGGAGGAAAGCUCAAGGAGGUCUCUCACUCAUCUCUCCUCAACCAUGGCAAUCACUAUGCUCCAUUGAUGUGAUGAAGAAUGCACACUUAACAGUGUUGUUUGGUAAGGGAUCAGAUGGGAAUGGUGGACAAGCUUGUAGUGGGGCUCAUCCCAAUCCUAGGUUUUAGGUUCAACUCUUAGGAGGAGAACAGAUCAAAGGUGACCCAUAUUUAGCCAUAAGAGAAAAAGGUGAUAGUUUGAAGAUAUACGGAAGUAAUUGUGAAAAUGGGUUGGUACAAUUUCUUUAAAAUGGGGGUUUUGAUGACCUGAUGGAAAAUUUUGACCUUGCACAUUUAAUUAUAGGAAAAGUUUAUAUAAGGUGGCAA
This is a messenger RNA of Amborella trichopoda, 3059 nucleotides long. RefSeq names its product ABC2 homolog 12 (gene ABCB29). Gene Ontology annotation, cellular component: membrane. The record is from RefSeq and is a predicted model, not a curated record. Lineage: Eukaryota; Viridiplantae; Streptophyta; Magnoliopsida; Amborellales; Amborellaceae. Gene Ontology annotation, biological process: transmembrane transport. Gene Ontology annotation, molecular function: ATP hydrolysis activity; ABC-type transporter activity; ATP binding.